This is a messenger RNA of Pseudonaja textilis, 1758 nucleotides long. Its product is annotated as cytochrome P450 2J2-like. The record is from RefSeq and is a predicted model, not a curated record. Gene Ontology annotation, biological process: xenobiotic metabolic process. Gene Ontology annotation, cellular component: intracellular membrane-bounded organelle; cytoplasm. NCBI's taxonomy places the organism in Eukaryota, Metazoa, Chordata, Lepidosauria, Squamata, Elapidae. Gene Ontology annotation, molecular function: oxidoreductase activity, acting on paired donors, with incorporation or reduction of molecular oxygen, reduced flavin or flavoprotein as one donor, and incorporation of one atom of oxygen; heme binding; iron ion binding.
CACAGACUCGCCGAGGUAGAACAAGGCUGCUCAGCUGGACUGCAAGGAAGAAAAGCAAAAACCUUCUGGGUAAAAAGAAACAACCACCUCCAGACUGACUAGAGAGCAUCAAAGAAAAAGAACCAGCAGGACAAUGAUCACAAUAGGGACAUUUUUGUGUUUUUUGCUGCUUGCUCUGCUGAUUCUCUUCUUCCUGAGGCAACUCUGGUUCCGAAGACAUUUGCCUCCGGGUCCUUUGGCUCUACCUCUCAUUGGGACCUUGUGGGCUGAUGGAUUUUGGCUUCGUGAAGAUUACUUCCUUAAGCAUGUAAAACAAUAUGGAAAUCUAUACAUCAUGUCAUUUGGGCAUUACCUUCUAGUCGUGCUAUCUGGAUUCAAAGCUGUGAAAGAAGGAAUGACCAGAUUCCCGGAAGAAUUCUCUGGACGACCAAGGGAUCCUUUCUUUGAAAUUUUAGGGAAAGAAAAGGGAAUUAUUCUUUCCAAUGGCCACACCUGGAAACAGCAGCGACACAUUGGGGUCACUUCUCUGCGGAAACUCGGCCUGGGGAAGAAAAGCAUUGAGCAUCAGAUAGAAGUUGCAGUUCAAACAUUGGUGGAGAACUUUAGACAAACAGAAGGACAACCAUUUGACCCAUCCCUUCUGGUACUAAAUGCAGUUUGUAAUGUCAUCUGUGCUUUGAGUUGUGGACAGCAAUUUGCUCCUGAAGACGAAAACUUCCAGAAGCUAACUCAAGCCCUUAAAACUCUUUUGAAAUUCAUUGGUGACUUUUAUCAUACGGUAUAUGAUACGUUCCCAUGGUUAAUGAAGUACCUCCCUGGCCCCCAUAAAGAAGCUGUGGCUUCUAUGAAUUUGAUCCUCUCCUUUGCAAAGCAGGAAAUAGAGAAACACAAGGAAUCCCACUGUCUGCAUGAGCCACAGGAUUUCAUUGACCACUAUCUGCUUCAGAUGGAGAAGAGCAGGAAUGACCCCAACUCUACCUACAAUGAAGAUAACCUGGCUCGGUGUAUUUUUGAUUUUUUUGCUGCUGGGACAGACACAACCUUUGCUACUCUGAUGUGGGCACUGCUCCUCUUGACAAAUCAUCCCGAUAUCCAAGACAGAGUCCAGAAGGAGAUUGAAGAUGUGUUUGGCUUCUCAGGGUCAAUUUCCUAUCAGGAUCGGAAGAAGCUGCCCUACACCAAUGCCGUGAUUCAUGAAAUGCAACGUUUAAAAUAUAUCUUGAUAGUUGGAGUUCCCAGGCAAAGUAUAAAGGAUGUGAAGAUGAGAGGUUAUCUUAUUCCAAAGGGAAGCUUUAUUGUCACAGACCUGCGCUCCGUUCUUCUUGAUCCUGAACAAUGGGAGACACCUAAAGAAUUCAACCCAAAUCACUUUUUAGAUAAGGAUGGGAAGUUCGUUGACCGAGAAGAGUUUCUGUCAUUUGGAAUAGGUCAGCGUGCAUGUGUGGGGCAGCAGUUGGCAAGAAUUGAGAUCUUCAUCUUUCUGACCAGCCUGUUAAGGGCCUUCAGCUUUCAGUUGCCUCAAGGAGUGAAAGAACUCAAUGAAGAACCUGUUGUAAGAGUGUCAAUGCAUCCACACCCUUAUAAACUGUGUGCUAUUCCCAUACAUUCUUAAACUUAAACACCAUAAAAAGCAUAACAUUAAUUAUAGGCUAGCUAUUCAGUAUGUUACUGUUUCCUAGAUAGCUACUCACUUAAUAGGAUGUUUUGCUUCUGUUAACUCCACACUUAAACUUCUUUAACACCUUGCUGGGUUCAAAG